Messenger RNA from Metschnikowia bicuspidata var. bicuspidata NRRL YB-4993, 279 nucleotides. RefSeq lists its product as uncharacterized. The transcript has a single exon. NCBI's taxonomy places the organism in Eukaryota, Fungi, Ascomycota, Pichiomycetes, Serinales, Metschnikowiaceae. The annotation marks the transcript as partial. The record is from RefSeq and is a predicted model, not a curated record.
GAUUUCCACCCUGUGGAACUUGCGGCACAUUUUCUUCUCUCCGGUUCGUUGGAUAGCUUACAUGAGACGUUUCUGCUGUUGCACGAGUCCCAGAAAAUUCUCCUCACACGAUUGCAUCUCAUUGAGACUCGUAUGACCAAAGUGCUGGAAAACCUAGACUCGUCCGAACUUGACUUGGCGGGUGUUCAAACACGCGUCAAAAAUAUACGCAAGAAACUUCAAAAUUGUGCCGUCUUGGUUGACAAAGUUGAAGCAAAAUUGGAAACACUUGAAGACUGA